CGUUCGCAGUGUGGAAACAUCCCUGCACGGUAUAAUUUUGAUGUAAACAUCGUGUGUUUCGCCAAGCAUGAGGCCAGGCGAACAAACGGUGCUGUGAUCAACUCAGGACAUGCUUGUGAGCGGAGGGUACUACCACGUUCACCUGUCUGUGCUACAGGGUAACUGCGGCAGUGAGACUUACCAAAUGUGGCACAAAUUUUCUGCGUUACACCACUUCUCACGACGCACCUCCACCGUAUUCUCCCGGUCUCUAGUGUUCAAUUUGAUCACAGUGUACACGCCGGUGCUUCUGCUGGCGGGUUCUAUAGUGACAUCAGCCAAGCAGAUUCUCAGUCCCAUACAUUGCGAAGGGGAAGGCAAGGACGGCCUGAGCAAGGAUUACGUCGAGACCUACUGUUACAUUGAAGGAACUUUUAAUCUGUACAUGAAACAAGCUGAACAACAGAGCCCCAAAUCAAGCGAGCCCUUCCUACGUAGGUUCGUCAGCCCUCAAUAUCAGGUCGGGAAAAAUGUCAUCUACCCAAACCUGGGCCAGUUCGUGGAGGGCCAGAGUUCACGCAGAGAAAUAUCGUACUACCAGUGGGUUACGUUCUUCCUUCUCAUCGAGGCGCUGAUCGUCUAUCUGCCACGACAGAUAUGGCAUCAGCUUACACAAUCGCAGUGCCUGCCCUUUGACUUCACCAAUCUCAGGAGACGAGAAGACUGGGAAGACAAGAAGAACUUUUUGGUAUGGCAUAUGAAACAGACGAGAGGCAACCACGAGUAUUGGCUAUGGCAGUAUUUGCUUACCGAGCUGCUGGCGAUAGCGUUAUUAACCGCCUUCUUCAUACUGACAGAUGUUUUCUUGGGAGGAGACUUCUACAAUUAUGGCCUUGAUUGGUUAAACUACAUGCACAACUCAACCAACACAACGAUCUCACCUAUGACAGCUCGGUUUCCGAGACUCACCGUUUGCAAGCUGCAGUACCACAGUCGAGGGGGCUCUAUCAACAGUUACUACCCUCUCUGCUUGUUGCCCAUAAAUUGCUUCAACGAUAAGAUAUUUUUGUUCAUGUAUUUCUGGUACGCUAUGUUGUUUGGUCUAUCCCUCUUACGAGGCAUGUACAUGAUGGUCUUACUUACUUGUAAGCCAGCGCGUCGUCUGCGUUUGAAGCUCAGUGCUAAGUUGGUCCCAGAGGACACCCUCGACCGCUUCAUCAACUCGCACAACCUGAGCGACUGGUUUGUUUUGUGUAACCUGGCCCCGAUAAUGGACCCAGUUCUAAUCGCCGAACUCGUCACUCAGUUAGUUUACGAAGUUGGAGGGGACGGUACGGAUCCCAAACAGUCACGUAUUGGUAAGCAAGAGAAAUCUUUACAGUCUGUGAACUAUAUAUGAGACUUAGCGCCGCGCGCUUGCCAUCCUUCGCUCAUGCACUGCCUUCAGAACGGCCAGCCGGACCCUCCCUGCCGCCGGGCGCCUCCUCCUUAUCCCAAUCUCAGCUAUAGGAAUGGCUUCUUACCAGGCCGCUAUAGCACCUCUGCCAGACCCAACGGACAGUGCCUAGAAGCUCUCUAAACAACACGGACAGUCUCGAGGUUCUUACAAAACGGGACAUUUGAACAUUACUAUUGUGAUGUAUAAUAUUUCACUCCAUUAAUGGCCGCCACAAGAAAAAAAAAACACAUCGACGACCGCUAUCAUCCUCCAAGUUCCUACUUUAGAUACUCCCUAAAUUUUUUGAAGCUUCCCAAUCACCAGCGGUCCGUGGAUUAAAUCUGUUUUUAUUCCAUAAUUCAUAAAUGUUAUUACAUUUUUGUGAUGUUUUUCAUUCCAGAUAAUUCGAGAUAAAACCAUGACGGUGUCACUUGUCCGGAAGUUUAAAACUUCAAUCUCAAAGUUUACUUUUACCAGUAUGUAUCUUACACAACCAUUCUUUAUUCUCGUUAUUUAUCCCCAUUAAUGCUUUGAAUUCUGAAAUAAGAAGAUACUCACAGCCCAAUUAAACUUCAAUCUGCGCUCGUACUCUUUUUCACACAUGACUUACAUUUAAUUUUCUUAUUUGAAUUAAACUCUUCACAAAUGACGUUGGAAGAAGGAGAGCACUUACAAGAGAGACUUUCCAUAUUCCCCUCGUGCGUGACGUACAAUCAGUCAAUGUUGCAUUAAUUUUUUCGUACUAUUUCUGGCAUUGAUUUGUCAGGAAGCAACGUAUACCUGCUAAAACACACGAUAAAGCGUCAAUUCAAAUCUCAACGCGUCAAGAGGAGUUUUUCGGGGUUUUUAUAAAUUUUGCUGCCAAAAAUUUUAUGGAACAGAAAGACGAUCAUAAUGGAAGACACUAAUCAAGGAUUGUGAUUAAGAUUAAAAUGUUUCGGGAAUUCACCUCAUUCUAUUCAUUUUCUCAUUUUGUAAGGACCCCAGAUUGCGUCCACGAAUAUAUGCCAUUUUAUGUUCUGAAUCCUUCGCCUGGUAGCUACAAGCCGGACUCAAUAGUUUGUUUUCCAGAAAUACGGUCUAUAAACUUAAUUGGUUACAGUAAAAAAUUUAGGCUUCUUCUUCAUAUAAGCAUUCUCUGAAGAUUUUCAUGUUUCUGAUGUACCCACAACUUGUCAAUAUUUCCGGUACGCGUAAAAUGUGCAUCAAUCGCUUCAAACUCUGGCUUUCUGGCACUGAUGAUCCAUCACUUUCUGUUCACCCCUCUUUCAGCCCCACCCCAAGUAACCUACCUUUUAGAACCGUUGAGGGCGGCGUGCGGCACCACCGAUUGAAACGUAAUCCCAUUAAACCCUACUGAUCAACUCGAAACGAAAAAUGGGGAGCUCUUGUAAUUGACGCUAUCAUUGCUAGGCAUGGCAGCCGUUCUUUUGCUGGCUCAGUUAUGUGGGACUAAAAUUCCAUCGAAUUCUUUUACUUGACACUGAAAUUAUUCCACUAAAAAUAUUGUACAGGGAGAGGACAUCGAGAAUUAAGUACUCCAUAUUGUGGAUUCUUUUGUUCAGUUUUUAUCGUCAGGAAUAAAUCAAGUGGAAUCUAUGUAUCAAUAAUGUAUAACUUAAGCCUGAUGUAAAAUGCGAAAAUUGAUAACUGGCUUGCAAAGAACAAUUUAUAUUAUAAUUUUCGUACAGCGAAAUUUCGAACGGCCAGGAAGUUUGGUAUCCGUUUUGUAUACCGUUUCGUAUCCGAACUACACGUUUGUAUACUGUAAAUGGGAUUUCCACUAAAGACAAAUCAUCAUUCAAAUAUUACUUAUUUUUUUCAACCAAGAAGUGAAUUAACAUUCACUACUAUUUUAAGAUGUCAGCAGUGCAAUGAACUUGAAUAUUUAGGAGCGUUUUCUAAGUACUCCUCACUAUAGCAAACUUGGUGAAAAAUCUCAGUUUGACGAGUCAAUUGUUGGUGGCGAGAAACCCUCGUUGCGACCUUCAUAAUAUACAGUAAAUAUACGGUGUUGUUGCCUGACAUCCAUCAUCAUUGAUAACAAUACUGUCCACCUUGUGGUCAAGGUUCAUUAUUAUUAUGAUAUACAGUAAAUAUACGGUAUUGUUGCCACACAUCCAUCAUCAUUGAUAACAUUACUGUCCACCUUGUGGUCAAGGUUUAUUAUUAUUAUGAUAUACAGUAAAUAUACGGUAUUGUUGCCACACAUCCAUCAUCAUUGAUAACAAUACGGCCCACCUUGUGGUCAAGGUUCAUUAUUAUUAUGAUAUACAUUAAUAUACGGUGUUUUUGUCUGACAUCCAUCAUCAUUGAUAACAAUACUGUCCACCUUGUGGUCAAGGUUUAUUUUAAUACAAUAACUCAUCUAAUCCUUGUAUUGUGACAUAAAACCUUUUCCAGGCUAGAGAUCUCUGACACUGGUAAUUCAGCCAUGAACCUUUCCAUACUCUCCAAUUAAGGUGAAAUUUCAAAUAUUUUAAGAACAUUCAAAAACAUUAUUUUCUGUCGCUGCAAUUUCCAUUGAAAUAAUAAUUUUUGUAAAUGUUUUAUGCGUCCAUUUGGUGUCUCAUGCUAAAAUUUACCUGAAAUAAGUAGUUAGAAUGUUACCUGACCGCUUUUCGUAAUGAGGUAUGAAGUCUUCAUCGUUUUGCAGUCCUAAAUAUAUUAAUUGGUUGAUUGAACUGUAAUAGAUUUAAUUUGUUUCAUUAAUGAAAUUCUGACUAAGACUAUUAACUUACUGCUAAUAAUAAGUAUUUUUAGAGAAUGUUCAGAAAUAUAACAUUUUAUUAUAUGAUACGAAGUCCACACCUCUGACAUGUUUUUUGUAGUUUACACAAUUUAAAACUAUUGUUAUUAUUCACAAACGAAUUAUUAUUUGCCGCUCUCAUGAUUACUCUAGAAAUAAGUAGUUAGUGUGAAACAAAUUUUGGUUUCUUGUUGGGAUGAAUAUGUUUCAAAAGUCACCAAUGACUACUUCAUUGUAUAAAUUUAGUUUUAUCAUUUCGUUAUCGUUUCGUGUACGUUAAUUAAUUUGCCGCUCAAAUUUCAAUAGCCAAAAAAUGUAACUCGAGAAACUAAUAAUUGUUUGGAAACGACCAACCAGUAAUCUCAAUGCAUUGUUCCAAGCCACGACUGAAACUGGAAAUGUGCCGCAGACUGUCGUCGUGUUAUCCUUGCCCUAAAUAUAAACAUGACGCUAAGUUAAGUUGUACAUCAUUCACCGCAUUGUGAUCCAAAUCAUAAGUGAUUAUUUUGAACAGCCUCGAGACUUCUGUGCCCUGAUGUACUGAGCAUCUGCAUGGCGGAAGAACACAAGAGUUCCCCUUAGAAUAAAAGACUGCUCUGCUCGUGCCUAGACUUUUGUGUGCUCCUGUUAAGUAUUAAAACAACAAAUGUGAAGGUAAUGGAGGCGUACACAGCAAGUUCUAGGGACAAGACGAUAUGCUGCCUGCAGAAAGUUUCUCGUGUGCCAUGAAUCUUUUUCACGCCCGACAAGUUUUUUGCAAGCCUGAGCAUCGGAGCAGGGAUGAUAAUUUUGUGAGGCCAUAGGUAGCAACCCAAGGCGAUAGUUUACGAUUUAGGUGCGUAUUUAGCCCGUUGGUAGAAGCUGAAUCGGUAUUAUUGACGAGGGGCUUUUGGUGUUCUCAGUGUGUGAGAAGAUCAGGUCAGACGCGAUCUCUUUUCUUCACGAUUUUCUCAGAUAUAAAUUUAGUGACGACAAAAAACUCCUAAAUUGAAACUAUCAGCGACUUUUCAGAUCAACAUGACAAAAUAUUCCGGCUGUUUAAUAAUGUACCGCGCAGUUUUGAAGGGGAGGUUACGUAAGGUUGUACAUAAUAAAAGUAGGAUGGGAAUCGCGCUUUUUGCUCUGAACGGACAAGAAAAUGUGACUAGAAAGCAGAUCGCACUUCUUCGCUGCACUGUCAGCACCCGUAGCCCCUUUUAAUUGUUUUUAAAAAUGGCAAAUAAUUCUGUUACGCAAUGAUUUCCUCUUGAAUUAUAAACACAAAUGAAUUUUCUAGUAACGCAAAAUUUAUUUGAGAAGUUAUGUUUUUAUAACUUUAUGAGAAUUUAGGACCAGUAUUCAUAAAAUAUUAAAAUAUUUUCUUCCAAAAAGCCCAGACAGAAUCCUCUAUAUGAUAUUCCCCCAUUUGAGAUCCAUGCAAAUUAUUUAAUCGAUAUUAAAAUAAUAUUAAAGCGCAACUUUUUCAAUUAUUUCCUUAGUGCAAUAAUGUGAGCAAUGUCAGAUAAAUGACCUCUCUUAAUUGGCUAAUGCAGCUCGAAAAGCGUUGCUUAGUUUUCGGCGUAGGCCAAUCUUAUGUUUUAUUCUUUUUCCUUAGCAGUUUCUAUUUAUUUUAUGCAUUUGGUGAGAUUCUUCCAUUUUCAUAAAAUUUCUUGAAUUCUGCUGCCAUUCGAAUAAAGCCGAGCGAUAUUAUCUGCAAGUGCAUUCAAGUUCGACAAAUGAUCCCAAGGUCAACUUUUUUGAUGAAAAAUAUUAUAUUGUUCUGCUUGUUAUUCGUACUUUUUUCGAACUUUCCAUACAUACGAACUUCUGAGGUGCAGUUUUUUGUUUCUUUAUGCCAAAAUUAAAUCUUUUAUCAUCUUAUUCAGCUUAGCGAUAAAGAUCUUCAAACGCCUGCUGUACACUUUAAGGGAAUACUCUAAAGGUUCCUUAUGUAAGUAGAUUACUAAUUUGUUAGUUACAAUUUUGUUGUAGCGGAUCAGUUUUUCCGAAGAAUUCCUUGAAAUUAAAAUUACCCUAGAUAAGCUGUUCACAUUGUUAUAACAUUGAGAGGAAACGAUGACAUGUACAUAAGAAUUGCCGUAUUUGCUUCCACGUUGUUCGAUCCCUAUAAUAUCUAUGAUUAUUACUAUUAUUACAUUUAUUGUGAAAUAUAUUAUUACUUUAGACCCGCUUCCACGUUCAAGUUUUUUCGAGAGAAUGCUAGAACGUGGCCUUAUAUUUGGACUGAAAAUGUUAAAAUGCGAACACAGUCACGCCUCGAAAAUUUUGAAACCCAGCCAAGCAUAUUUAAGGCAUACAAACAGACUGUAUUUAAUUUAAAGGACUGAUUACUUAAGAAAUUGAAAUGAAGAUCGCGCUUUUGAGCUAAUUCUGAUCAAUUCCGGUUCUUCCUUCAGUUUUGCAGUUUACCCAGUUUUCGGUCAAGAUAUUCGAUCAUCGAAUUUUUCAGUCCCGAUAUAUAUUAAUAAUUCACCAGAAAACUCGAGUUCUGACCACUAUGUCUCUUUAUUACUAACUCGCUCUGUUUCUGGACACAGAGCGGAUACGUCGGCAGAGGUUUAUAUUAGUAAGAGUUAAACUUUCGAUAGUUUUUAAUCGGUACAGAAAGAGCUUUAUGACUAAUACCCUAUGAAAAAAGAGUAUAAUAUAAUUAUUAUGGAUACGCCUGCACUUGAAGGUGGAAUAAUAUAAAUAUUGCAUAAUAUUCAGACAGAUAUGUACAAAAGACGUUUAUUACAGGACCUACUAAGCAUUUCCACCCGUUUUCGAAACUCAUUUUAUUGUUGUUUAACCAUGUCUCCUUCAUUGAAACCCGGCUUCCAUUUAUUGACCAUUGAAUCACGGGACCUGGCUUCACUAAUUAAAUGGCGCUACAAUUUAUAAAUACUUCUCUCGUUUGAGGUCUCGUUUUAUAUAUGUGAGCUGGUGCUGUUUAAAUCGAACACAGUAUUCCAGUCAGUCUACCUGUGGAACAGUCGAUCGUAAAAUUGAUUGCUUACAUAACCAGUUUUGGAGAGUUGUUAUCACCGAAAUAAAAUAUUACCAUGACGUGUUUGCGCUCAAUGUCUUUACUCUCAAAGUAAACGGAUUCACAUUUCAGGUUAUUAUCUAUUCCCUUAAAAUAUUCUAUUUGUGUCUCACGAACUUCAUCCCUCAGCUAAUCACGUAGGAAUUAUUAAAAAUCGCUUCCUAAAUUUAAAAAUGUUGCACACGACUUAUGGUUGAGAUUCAACUCCGCUUCGGAGUGAACUUUUUUUCUGUUAUCAUUUCAUUAGACGACUAUGGUUGAUUUUUGUUUAGCUCAUUCUAACCUAUUUGCAUGGUAGACUUUAACUAGAAGUCAGUCUAGAAACUAUCAUGGCCUCUACAAGUUAGGUACCAAGCCACUGAUCAGCAAAGCUAGAGGCAAUAACAGGCUAGUCGGUAACAUCCUCUAACUUCUUCUGUUGCAAAUUUACUAAAUAAAAAUGAGAAAUCGCAUCAAU
This is a messenger RNA of Hyalella azteca, 7651 nucleotides long. Its product is annotated as innexin inx2. The record is from RefSeq and is a predicted model, not a curated record. The transcript is spliced from 4 exons. Lineage: Eukaryota; Metazoa; Arthropoda; Malacostraca; Amphipoda; Hyalellidae. Gene Ontology annotation, molecular function: gap junction channel activity. Bases 110 to 1378 code for a protein of 422 amino acids. Gene Ontology annotation, cellular component: plasma membrane; gap junction.